Molecule: messenger RNA, 411 nt
Organism: Ustilaginoidea virens
Lineage: Eukaryota; Fungi; Ascomycota; Sordariomycetes; Hypocreales; Clavicipitaceae
Exons: 3
Coding region: 1-411 (136 amino acids)
Biological process (GO): translation
Cellular component (GO): ribosome
Molecular function (GO): structural constituent of ribosome
Source: RefSeq, a predicted model, not a curated record
AUGGCGGACAACGACUCCUCCGUUACACUGCGAACUCGCAAGUUCAUCCGCAACCCUCUGCUGGGUCGCAAGCAGAUGGUCGUUGACAUCCUCCACCCUAGCCGUGCCAACAUCUCCAAGGAGGAGCUGCGCGAGAAGCUCGGCGGCAUGUACAAGGCCCAGAAGGACCAGGUCCAGGUCUUUGGCCUGCGAACCCAGUUCGGUGGCGGCAAGACCACGGGUUUCGCCCUGAUCUACGACUCCCCCGAGGCCAUGAAGAAGUUCGAGCCUACCUACCGCCUGGUCCGUGUCGGCAUGGCCACCAAGCCCGAGCGUGCCAGCAGACAGCAGCGCAAGCAACGCAAGAACCGACAAAAGACUCUCCGCGGCACGGCAAAGGUCAAGGGUGCCAAGGCGAAGAAGGAGAAAUAA